AUGACCUCGUCCUACUCUAGAAAGCCGCUCUCGCCGUCGGCCCUCGCCACCGACGCCCGCAACUGGUCCCACCCUUCCUCUCCCCCCUCGGCGGCCAUUCACGCCAACGGCGCCCGCUAUUCGCCCGGUGGACGGUCACGCGUGCCUUCUCACAGCCAGCGCCUCGGCACUGCCGACUCGUCGGUAUCCCAGGCCACCUUCACCCAGCAGCAGAGGAAUGCGCAGCACCAGCAGAUGUACGCCAACGGCAUGAGCGGCGACAGGCAUGGCUACCCUACCUCGAAUGGCGGCGGCCCCUCUUCGCCACACAGCUCGGACCGCGGCCUGCAGACCCCCUCGCUCGAGGGGCGCACCCGGCUCGCUUCCAAUGGCGCGGCAAUGGGCCCGCCACCGCACAUGCGCCCUGCCCCGCUGCAGAGCCACGUCUACGGCCUCAACCUCGACCUGCGCACUCCGGCCCCCCCGCUGCCCCAGGCUCCCGGCGAGGCGACAUCUUCGUCGAAAAAGAACCGGCCGGCGCCGCACGAGCAGAAUGCCAAGUUCAGCGUCGAGCUGUUUGCCUCGCAGUUUGACCAGCGCGGCUACCCGAUCCUGUCUGGGCGGGCCGCCUCGGUCAAGGGCGUCCUGCGCAUGCCCGCCGCGACAGGCUGCGAUGUCAUGAUGAAGAUCUCUGCCCACACCGCUGCAGGUGCGCCGGCUGCAGUGUGGGACGGCAUCGCCUUGGCUCCCUUUGACCUGGGCGAGGAGCGCAAGGUCUUCGAGGUCCGCGACCGUUUGAAGGCCAACUUUGACCUGGCACGGCCCCGCGACGCCUUCGCCCCGCGCAACGAGGCGAUGAUGGAGCCGCCGUCACUCACCCAGGACGACUUUGUGCUGCCGAUCCCGUUCGACGUCAAGCUGCCGCUCGGCAAGGCGACGCGCGUCGUCGACGGCGAGCUGCAGUCGGUCGCCGUGCCGCUGCCGCCGAGCUUCGAGAUCAGCUCCAAGCUCGCCGCCCAAGAGAGGCGCGAGAUGCGCAUGAGCACCAAGGGCAAGACGCGCGGGCUGGCGGCCAAGGAGCUCGUCGAAAAGGGGUUCGAAAAGGUCUACCAGAUCGGAUGCUACUACCAGAUCACCUGGACGCUCGUCCGGGACGGCGGUGCGGGCGGAGGCCGAGGCGCCAGCGGCAAAAAGGGCGACAAGGCGAGCAAGGGCCAGAAGGAGGCGCCGGCCGCCGAGGGCGACACGCUCACGGUGCCGUUCAUCUUUACGGGCGAGCCGACCACGCUGCCGCCCUACCCGCCCACGAUACCUUCGUCGCUCAGCCCCAAGAUCUUCACCACGCCAGGCACCGAGCUCGGCGACCAGUGGGAUGUCCACCGUUCGACGGCGCGGUGGUCCGGCUCGCUGCUCAAGACGAUGCGCCGCGCCGUCGAUCUCGAGCUGCACAUCCCAUCGCCCUCGAUCGUUCAGGCGCCCUCGCACCUGCCCAUGCUGAUCAUCAUCCGUCCGCAGGACCCCACCCUCCUGCUGAGCGUCCGCAACGGCCCCCAGAGCGGGCCCAACACGGCGCCGGGCUCGCCCGAGACGGGCUUCCGCGAGGACCCCAUCGACCAGCUCGUCGCCAACGGCGGCAGCGACCGCGACCGCGAGCGCGACCGGGACGCCGAGUCGAUCCGGACCACGCGCAGCAUCAUGUCGCGCCUGAUCCGGCCAUCGAUGAGCCUGGCGCGCCUGUCGGGCGGCAGCGGAGGCGGAGGCGGCGGAGGCGGAUCGUCGUCCGGGUCGGGCCGGAAGCCGGGCAGUUCCGGAUCCAGCAUCUUUUCCAGCCGCCGCCCCAACACGGCGCCCAGCACCGGCAGCUCCGAGGCGGGCGUGUCGGACUCGAUGACGAACCGCACCUUCAACCCCAACGGCGCCGUCCCGGACCUGGCCGGGCUGGUGUGCGUGUCGCUGGUGCAGACUACGUACUGCAGCACCGAGGGCGUCAACGACACGCCCGAGAGCCGGCGCAAGAUUGUCUCGGUGGCCGACCUCGAGGAAGUCGACGUCCAGGCGCUGCUGCUCAGCUCGCUGCCUGGCGCCGAUGAGCCUGGCUUCGGCCGCUCCGCCGAGGACAUUGCCGCCAUCAACGAGGUCAGCGCGAGUGCAAAGGCCGCGGGGGUGCGCGUGCUGGUCGGCUCGCUGACCGUCAACCAAACCACACCGCCCAGCUUCCGCUGCCAGGGUCUCGAGGUCAAGUACGCUGUCAAGGUGGACCUGAUGCCCGCCAACCGGAUCGGCGGCGACGGCGUCGAAAAGGCGUUCCGCAACCUCGGCAUCCGCAGCGGACGCAGUCGGGGCCUGUCCGAGGGCUACAGCACCACUUCGUCGGUCCACACCCAGACGCAGUUUACGCAGCUCUCGAACGGCAGCACGCCGCCCACGACGCCGCCCUCGGCCGGCGGCACGACGCGACCAUUUGGAGCCGCGCGGUCGCCCGGUCCAGAGAAUGGCCAGGGCGAGCAUCGGCCGUACCCAAGCAUCAUGGAGAGCGCGGCGGCCUCGUACGACGCCAUGGGCUCGCCGCCGCACCCCAACGAGGUGGGCGUGGCCUACUCGACCAACGACCAGUCUGCGGUGGCGGCCGAGGCGCAGGAGCCGCAGGAGAUCUUGUCGCCCGAUGUCGACUCGGUGGCGCGCUUCCCCGGCGGUCCGAUGUACCACCAGCAGCGGGCGAUGCCGAGCUACCCGCACAACCUGAGCAGCGGCUCGGUGAGCGGGUCGAGCCGCACGGGCUGGGGCAGCGGGCAGUCGGUGUCCGAGGCCGGGUACACGCAGAGCAGCUCGUUUAUGUCCGAGUGGGGCAAGGACCGCAAGACGGUGUCGAAGCUGCACAAGACCAUCGGCGAGAUGUGGAUCGAUGUCCGCGUGGUGCGCGCCCAGACCUUCUGA
Molecule: messenger RNA, 2913 nt
Organism: Pseudozyma flocculosa PF-1
Lineage: Eukaryota; Fungi; Basidiomycota; Ustilaginomycetes; Ustilaginales; Ustilaginaceae
Exons: 3
Coding region: 1-2913 (970 amino acids)
Source: RefSeq, a predicted model, not a curated record